UCAGCUGACUGUGAGUGAGGAGUUGUGUUGAAGGACCUCUGAGAAGCAAACCUGCGAUUAUCUACGCUAUGCAUGGGAAUCUGCGACCACUCGACUGAACAGAACCGCGCGGACCGAACCCCGAAGCCGUCAAACUCAGCGGUGAGUGUGAAAACACGGCGAUUUGUUGACGUCGUGACAGCGCGAGGCUGCAACGAAAACAAGCUCGUGUCAGCAGCGAGCUAACACUGACAUUUAACCACGUAGCGACCAGAGGCCCAGUGGACAAACUUCCAGCCAGCAGCCAUGGCAGAAUUCUGGUUGAUCUCUGCCCCAGGGGAGAAGACAUGUCAGCAGACCUGGGACAAGCUGAUGGUCGCCACCUCACGCACCAACAACCUCUCCACCAACAACAAGUUCAACAUCCCUGACCUCAAGGUUGGAACGCUAGACGUCUUAGUGGGUCUGUCGGAUGAGCUGGCUAAACUGGACACUUUCGUGGAAAGUGUGGUGAAGAAGGUCGCUCAGUACAUGGCUGAUGUUCUGGAGGACAGCCGAGACAAAGUCCAGGAGAACCUACUGGCCAAUGGAGUUGACCUGGUCACCUACAUCACCAGAUUUCAGUGGGAUAUGGCUAAGUACCCAAUCAAGCAGUCUCUGAAAAACAUCUCUGAGAUCAUUUCCAAGCAAGGAACUCAGAUAGACAACGACCUGAAGGCCCGAGCUUCAGCCUACAACAACCUGAAGGGGAAUCUGCAGAAUCUGGAGAGGAAGAAUGCGGGGAGCUUGUUGACCAGGAGUCUGGCUGACAUAGUGAAGAAAGAAGACUUUGUUCUGGACUCUGAGUAUCUGAUUACCAUGCUGGUAGUCGUCUCAAAGACAAACUACACUGACUGGCAGAAGACGUAUGAAACGCUGUCUGAGAUGGUUGUACCACGCUCCACAAAGCUGCUGUUUGAAGACCACGACAGUGGUCUGUUCAGCGUCACUCUCUUCAGGAAGGCCAUAGAUGACUUCAAGCACAAGGCCAGGGAAAACAAGUUUACAGUGCGUGAUUUCCAGUAUAAUGAGGAGGAGAUGAAGGCAGAUAAGGAGGAGAUGACACGUUUGUCCACGGACAAGAAGAAACAGUUUGGGCCUUUGGUGCGAUGGCUGAAAGUGAAUUUCAGUGAAGCCUUCAUCGCGUGGAUCCACAUAAAAGCUCUGCGAGUGUUUGUGGAGUCAGUACUGAGAUAUGGGCUGCCUGUCAACUUCCAGGCCAUGCUGCUCCAGCCCAACAAGAAAAACAUGAAGAAGCUGAGGGAGGUGCUGUACGACCUGUACAACUAUCUGGACAGCAGCGCUGCGGUCAUCGACGCCGCUAUGGACAUCCCAGGUCUGAAUUUGAGCCAGCAGGAGUACUACCCCUAUGUUUACUACAAGAUCGACUGCAACCUGCUGGACUUCAAAGUCUAGAUACGUUGCCAUCAUCAUCAUCAUCCUCAUCAUGUGCAGUACUGUCUUGUUCAUGUUUAAUUUAUUUCUACAACCUCUCCCUCUCACACUCCUGGCACAUUCCUGUGUGUAAAUAUGUUGUUUGGAAUCAGAUGACUGAUUUGUGACUAUAAGAAAGGUCAGAUCGUAACUUCUGAACACUUGAAUGUGGGUCCCCUGCUCUGUUGUCUUUUCCUCUCUGUACCAUGUUGUGAAAGUGAACACCCACUAAAAACGGUUGACAUUCCCUCACGGCAGAAACACAAAAACGUUUAUAUAGGCGUUUUCUCCCCUUUAUCCUACACUAUUUAAAGUCACACGAACAGUACAAAUGUGGGAAAACAUGGGGAGGGGGGAAAAAAAGAUGUAUGUUAAAAUAUAGUAUUUAUUUAGAGACCCAAAAUCAGUGAAUGUGUUUUUGUUUGUUCUGUUUUUGAAGGUAAUGUGUUUUUGGCUCCACGUAAGGAAUGUCUGUUUACAAGUAGAUGUUGACCAUCGUUUCCUCCUCUCGAGCUAUAAUCCUGUGAAAUACUGAAACUGGUCAUUUACAAAGAAGCAAUAUGUUUGCUGCUUGUAUGCUUCUUUGAUUUCUGUAUAUUAAGCAUUUCAAGAAUAAUUAUGAUCGGUCUAUGUGCAAAUGCUCUAUUGUUAGUACAAACCGAAAAAUUGAACCACAUAUUUAAGAUAAAUGUAAGAAUAAAGACUAUGUGAAAGAUA
Molecule: messenger RNA, 2169 nt
Organism: Scophthalmus maximus (turbot)
Lineage: Eukaryota; Metazoa; Chordata; Actinopteri; Pleuronectiformes; Scophthalmidae
Gene: atp6v1c1b
Product: ATPase H+ transporting V1 subunit C1b
Exons: 13
Coding region: 286-1434 (382 amino acids)
Biological process (GO): proton transmembrane transport
Cellular component (GO): lysosomal membrane; vacuolar proton-transporting V-type ATPase, V1 domain
Molecular function (GO): proton-transporting ATPase activity, rotational mechanism
Source: RefSeq, a predicted model, not a curated record